Molecule: messenger RNA, 324 nt
Organism: Staurois parvus
Lineage: Eukaryota; Metazoa; Chordata; Amphibia; Anura; Ranidae
Source: the annotation of a GenBank genome assembly
CAGAAAACUAUAUGUAAAGAAUACAGUUCUCUCCCCUGUCAGCUCCUUCACAGAACUGGUGACCCUGCACUUUCUAUAUGCAGAGCCAUACAAAGCAGUGUGCUUACAGUGGAAAAUAAAUACACAGCACACAUAGUAAAACAGCACACAGUUAACCCUUUGAUUGCCCCAGAUGUUAACCCCUUCCUGCCUAGUGCCAUUAGUACAGUGUCCGUGCUUUUCAUUAGCACUGAUCACUGUAUUGAUGUCACUGGGGAUGUCAGUGACACCAAGCCAGUUCCCCCAGUGUCAGAAUGCCCGUCACAGUCCCAUUAUAAGUCGCCG